GUAGCGAGGCUGUCCGCCAGGAGCUGCAACAGCAAGCCAUUCAUGACAAAGCCAUGUCUUUCUACUUGUAUCUGAAUGAACUUCAUGGCCGCACCAUUAAUAAUGAAUUGCCAAGCCGGGUUUUCCCUAGCACGGUUUGUGGUCUGCUCCAUUGACUUUGUUAGAACCAGACUUCUAGCAGGAACAGAAGGGCUGCAGUCCCACUGCUGCUGAAAUCCAGCACCCUAUUGUGUCUGACAAGCGAGCCAGCCAACCCGCCGAGGGAUCGGAAGAGAGUGAGCGAGAGUCCUUUCCCCCUCCUUGCCCUGAAAAUCAGGAUGAUAGAGAUUCCCUCCUCCUGUAUCCUUGUAAGUCUAAAUGACGCAGCUGCUGAGCCCUGAGAGAGCUGCAGCGUGGGAUUCGCUCUCCGAGCAGAUGACCAGCAUGGACCCAAAACACAGCCCAGAGAGCCCGUCUCCUACAGGAUUGCUCUGAAACCAUCCAGGACAACUUUUGCCGAUUUGAGUCCAAAAGAGGCGGCGGAACAGCUAAAACUUGGAAUGUCCAUCUGUCUGCUGAGCCUGUUGGAUCCCACUCCAGGGCCAUGGAUAGGGUGACCUCUCCAUGACGUUUAUUUUUACAUCUUGCUCUCGGUUUUGGUCCUGUCCUGGAAAAGAGUCCUGGGGCUAUCACCUGCCACACCUGGAAAUUACAGGUCUUGGGGACAAGAGUAUCUUGUGUUGUUCUUGGAGAUUUUCCUCCUCUGUUGGCUCAUCCGGGACGAGACCAGGCAGACGCGGCUCGUGGGGCAACCCGCCGGCAAAGCCCCUAAGGCAAGGAGAAAGUCUCGAACGAGGCCAGUAUGCAAGUUUCUUUUGUGUGCUCGGACCACAACAUCAAGAGCCGGAGCGCAGAGGACAGGCUCAACCGGCAGAAUGCCAGCAGUCCCAGCACUCGAGGCCGGUUCCGCACCGUGGCCAUGGUCGCCCGGAGCCUGGGACACCUCUCGAUGCACCAUGCCCCGUCCUCCAGCGACUCCAGCGUGAAACAGCCUGGCAUGAAAUAUAGAAACCUCGGAAAGUCGGGACUGCGAGUUUCCUGCCUCGGCUUAGGAACAUGGGUGACAUUCGGAGGCCAAAUCACGGACGAGAUGGCGGAGCAGCUGAUGACCCUGGCCUAUGAUAACGGAAUUAACCUCUUUGACACGGCCGAAGUCUACGCAGCUGGGAAGGCUGAAGUCGUGCUAGGGAAUAUCAUCAAGAAGAAAGGAUGGAGACGUUCCAGCUUGGUGAUAACGACCAAAAUCUUCUGGGGAGGAAAAGCCGAGACAGAGAGAGGGCUUUCAAGAAAGCACAUUAUAGAAGGUUUGAAGGCUUCAUUAGAACGGCUGCAGCUUGAGUAUGUGGACGUGGUGUUUGCCAAUCGGCCAGACCCCAAUACACCCAUGGAAGAGACGGUACGAGCUAUGACCCAUGUCAUCAACCAAGGAAUGGCCAUGUACUGGGGGACAUCGCGCUGGAGCUCUAUGGAGAUUAUGGAAGCUUAUUCGGUGGCCCGACAAUUCAACCUCAUCCCGCCCAUCUGUGAGCAGGCCGAAUACCACAUGUUCCAGAGGGAGAAGGUGGAGGUGCAGCUGCCAGAGCUUUUCCACAAGAUCGGAGUGGGUGCCAUGACAUGGUCCCCGCUAGCCUGCGGCAUUGUCUCGGGAAAAUACGACGGUGGGAUUCCGCCCUACUCGCGAGCGUCUCUCAAAGGGUAUCAAUGGCUGAAAGACAAGAUCUUGAGCGAAGAAGGGAGACGACAGCAAGCCAAGCUGAAGGAACUGCAAGCCAUUGCGGAGCGCCUGGGUUGCACCCUGCCUCAGCUUGCCAUUGCCUGGUGUUUGAGGAAUGAAGGGGUCAGCUCAGUUCUGCUGGGGGCUUCCAAUGCAGACCAGCUAAUGGAGAAUAUUGGAGCAAUACAGGUUCUUCCAAAACUGUCCUCUUCCAUUAUCCAUGAGAUCGACAGUAUUCUGGGCAAUAAACCCUAUAGCAAAAAGGACUACCGGUCAUAAGCGGGGAACCCCGUCCACCUGGACUUUAUUUUCCCAGACUCCUCGCCUCUCCCGUUUGCUUGCUUAAGCUUUAUCGAAGCCGAGUGACGAGUGCGGUUCGCAUCCAAGAAACUACAGCAAGCCCCGAAACGGUCCAGAGAAACCGUUUCCGAAACGUCAUACAAGACAACCAUAGGCUUCUUUAGCUCAACUUUUUAAUUUUUUAAAUGCAAGAAAUGUUGCGGGUCGGGAAAGGCCAGGAAGGGAGUUAAUGUUGAGCCCAACUUCCUUUUGAAAGGGGAAAAAAACCCUAUAAUCUUUCUUUCUCUUUCCUCUUUCCUCUCUCUCUCUCUCUCUCAGCUGUUCUUUUCUUCCCACCCAUGCACAGAGAAGAUAUUGGAUGUUGCAGGAUUUAAGGCAUCUGCGCUGUCUUCUUGCAGUUCGACUAGUCAGAGCCAGUACAUGCUUUGUUUUUAUUUUUAUUCUCAGUUGGGAAGACUUCAAGCGACAGUUAGGUAAAGCAGACAUGCCCUAGCAAUCUGACUAGAAGACCUCCUAGGAAUGUUCAUGCCUUGGGCAGCCUCCCAAGCAUGCUAGAAACAGCUUUUGGGGGGCAACGGCAUGCCUCCUCCCCAACCCUGCCCCUCUUCCUCGAUUCCAACUGUUUUUUUAUGACUGAGACGGAGUCACAGUGAAUCAGCCAAGAUCGCUGGCAAGUAGCAGUGGACAGUUGCAAUCCACGAAUCUACAACGGUCCCAUGGACCGCACCACGGGGCGUCCCGUAGAUGCUUCCCAAGAGUUUGUGCUUUCUCUAGUGCCUAAGUGUGGCCUUGCUUAGGGGCAGGGCGGAACAGCAGAGCAGACUCGGCAUUGGCCGGGCUCCCCAGCUUUGACCGCUGCUGUGUUAGAACGCUCUCUUCUUCAGCUAGGUGGGAGUUGAAGCAGAAGGCCACUGGUGGGGCUGAGACAGGGUUUAAGAUGAGGCUAGCUGGGAAGAGUGUGGUUCAGCGGACCACCCUCGGUCCCCAACCCUCUCAGCCAUGACAGGCCUCUCUGGCCAUAUCGCGAAUCCCCUUGGUCUUGUCCUGUCCGCGUCUCCCGCGAUCCCUUCUCCUGCUAUUUCUUCUGGGCUUUUGCGAAUGGCUUCAGGGCCAGAAUCGAUGUCCUUUGAAGCCAACCCCUCGCCCCUGCUUUUCAAAACGAGGCUGCCUGCGGAGGUGCUCCCACUCCCAAUUAACCCCGUGCCAGCCCAACGUGCAGAUGACUGUAGCAGGAAGCCGCGUCCUCGGAGGCUUCUGUCCAUGCCAUUUUCCCAGGAACGAGCCACAACAGUAGAGUCAAACAUGCCCAAACCCCAGGGGAAGCCACGCCAGAGUGGCUCGCUCGAGGGACUGUAGAAGCAGCAUAGGGAGCCAUCGGAGAAAGCCAAGCGGCUCCUGAACCGGAGCCCGUAUCGCGUGGAUUGUGCCUUAGUUGGAAACUAGACAGGACUUUCCUCUGAGGGGGGGAUUCAACCUCACUCUGAAAUUAGUUCUGGCCUAAAGUCUUGCAUCCCGUUCAAUGUGUGUUUGUGUAUGUCAACUUGUAGCAACCCAAAUAUUGUGAGUCAUAACUAACGGGGAGGGGACUUCCAAUCUAUUUUGUUUUUGGCAACCUGGGAACUGAGAGGAGGCCCAUACUCGGUGCUGCGACAGACUUUCAUGCCUUUCCGUUUGUCUCUCAGUCGAGUCAUGCUAGCAAUUGCCGUUUUGCGGCCCAAGCUGGCGCGCCAUGCGGCCGCAAACCCCGGCUUGCCCCAAGCACGUGCUCUGCAAAACUGCAUUUGUCCACCUUCACCUAUGAGUGCUUUUGAAUGGGGCACCCCAGAUAUCUUCAGCAAGUCUGACAGUGGGUGAGCAAAGCCAGCUGCCAUUCCAUGAAGAGGGUUCCAUAGAUUGGCAGCGUCAUUAUCCAUUUUUUCCAGAGCAAACAAGGGAUCGCUUCGUGUGACAUUCACCUAGUUUUCACAUCCUCUACUUAAAAAAAAAAGGUUUAGCAGGUUUUUGUUUCACAAACCUACCAGAUCUGUUUGACAUAGGAUGUCGAAAGCAAUGCACCAUGGGAAAUGAUGCCUCUCUCGAUCCAUUUUUGAACUCCCUUGCAAAUUAACAGGUAUGGGUUCUGUAUUCCCUGUGAUGCUCUGAUUACACCUGUGAACGAAAACAGCUUGCAGCCUGCCAGCGGUUGCGGACGCGAUUGUUUUGUAUGUCGAGCUUUCUAAGCCAUUUGCGUUUCCCUUCCCCUGACAGUUAUGUUUACUCCUUGUUUUGUUUCCUUCUCCGUUGUGUCGAUGGGUCCUUAGUAUUAUGGCUGCUUCUUCAUAUAAGUGCAAACAAGUGAUUUGGAUGGUCAAUGGAUGGUCAAAUCAGAGGAGACUCAAAGUUCCUUGCCUAGGGCUCCCACCAUUUUUAAAUUCGGUUACCAGAUCGGGGAGGGGGGGGGAAGUCAGAUCAAUUCAGGAUUGCAGGGUGUGUGGGGUUACAUCUUCCUUCCAACACCAUUUUUGAACACUGAAACAGCCCUAGCGAGGCAGUUUGCUCCUUGGAGGAACAGAAGGAUACUAAUUUUUGUCUGUGUGUUUUCGAUUGUAAUGGCUUAGGACCACAAACAAUAAAAUGUUACUACUACCCUGUUUCCCUGAAUAUAAGACAUCCCCUGAAAAUAAGAUGUAGUAGAGGUUUUGCUGAAGUGCGAAAUAUAAGGAAUCCCCCGAAAGUAAGACAUAGCAAAGUUUUUGUUUGGAAGCAUGCCCGACGAACAGAACACAGAAAAAUAAGACAUCCCCUGAAAAUAAGAUAUAGCGCAUCUUUAGGAGCAAAAAUUAGGAGCAAAAAUUUUCGGGGAAACACGGUAGUAUAAGAUACUAAUAUAAUCAAAGGGGCAAAUAGCCGCUUUCUGGGGCCAUUUCAGAUUGGCAGAAGGGAGGAGGGGUGUAAGCCCCCGCUCCCUCUGUUCCGUUGCCCUGAGGUGAAUUAGGGCCUCUGGCGCACAACAAUUGAAUUUUU
Sphaerodactylus townsendi is the source of this 5056-nucleotide messenger RNA. RefSeq names its product potassium voltage-gated channel subfamily A regulatory beta subunit 2 (gene KCNAB2). Gene Ontology annotation, molecular function: transmembrane transporter binding; voltage-gated potassium channel activity; potassium channel regulator activity. The coding region runs from base 842 to 2032 and encodes 396 amino acids. Gene Ontology annotation, biological process: regulation of potassium ion transmembrane transport; potassium ion transport; regulation of action potential. The transcript is spliced from 14 exons. NCBI's taxonomy places the organism in Eukaryota, Metazoa, Chordata, Lepidosauria, Squamata, Sphaerodactylidae. Gene Ontology annotation, cellular component: extrinsic component of cytoplasmic side of plasma membrane; cytoplasm; voltage-gated potassium channel complex. The record is from RefSeq and is a predicted model, not a curated record.